UCCUCCGCAACUUUCAUCUGACAACAUGCGCGCAUCUUUGUGGUUGUGACAUCCUGAUGAAAAUGGAACAGUGCGAUGUCUGACUCACAGCACAGGGCAGUGCGGGGCGGUGGUUGUAUAACAGCGGCCAUGAAAUACUAGAAGUCCACUGGCAGAACUCAAUCAGGCCGCCGGCUUCUGGCUUCCUGAUAGACCGUCGAGCAGUGCGUCUUGAGAGUACACACGGAAGACCUCGACAUUCAUACUCACUCUACUACCGCCACGCUCUCCUUCACGAUGGUCUCCAUUUCUAAGCCGAAGACAUUGGUUUUGCUUGCGCCCGGAGCGCUACCUAGCUCAGAUGUUCUGAUACCUCUGAACAUCCUUCGCGUUCGCAAAGAGUCGACGUAUCUGACUUUCCAGGACUCGCAGCACGAUGCUAUCCGACACCACUUCAACGUAGAGCAAGCAGUGAUCAUUUCUGUGGCGUCAUUUCUAGCGCAGGCAGAUCGCGGAAGCUACGACCUAUUGUUUAUUCCGGGAACGGCGGAUGUCCUAGGACUGGACCUGGAGCCCUUAGCCAAUGUUAUACGAUCUAUCUAUGGUGGUGGUGUCGGAUUGGAUAUCAUAUCCACAGGGACUGCUCGCCUAUUACUUGCAGCUUCUGGGCUGUUGAAGGAGAGAGUCGUAUCUGCUGCAUCACUCGACCUCAAUGAGCAAUACAUGACAACGGCGAGGGCUUGGGAUGCCGAUGCCGAUGUCAUUCGCGACGUCCAAUUCUGGACAGCAACGGACACCCCGGGGUCUUUGAAGACACUCGCAAUUUUGUACAAGGCAGCUCGUCACGGCGGAAUAAGCAGCAUCUUCCCAAGUUCUGUCGCGCGCAAACACUUAGGGUACUCGCCUCGUCGCCUCGUCGAUACGCCGACAGACACGUCUACCCCUGCCGCUCUGGCAUCCGGCGAAGACCUUGCUGCAGAAUUAGCAGAUCUUUCGUCCUCGGAUGUGGAUCAGGCCUCAAAUCUCAUCUUCCAUUUCGCCAUACGUCUGGGUCUCGAGGGCUUUACGGACGCGUGCAAUUCUGUCUUGCUCACACUACUCAAAGCCCUUCCCAAUGCCCUCGAGAGCCUGGGCGAGCCGUGCAUGCGGUCGAUCGAGUACAUGUGGGAAAGCUCUGGCCAGAGGCCCUCAGUACCGUGGAAUGUGCCUUCCUUGGAGGACCUUGACCGCUGGGAACUCGAGGUCCGAUCCAGCUACCAGUUACCUGCGGAUGAAGACCGUGAAGACAUCCUUGAGUCUAUCAAGCUCCGCAUAACCAUCGAUGGGGACUGGUACCUCACACCGUACACUCUGGCAGGCGCGAUCACAAUGGCGCUCGAUGCUGGCUGGGACGACCAAGCUCGUGAAUGGAUGUUGAAAUUGGUACAAACCGCUUCGAAAAGCGACAUGCGUGACGUCUGGACGUUCGAUAUCGCGCGCUGGCGGCCGUUGAUCCGACUGUCCAGGACAGGGAUCGUCGCUCAGGUAACUGGGCGCACAUUCGAGCAAGCGAACCACGACGCUGAGGUCGUGAGGCAGGCACUGCAGUCCUUGCGUACCUCCUCCGUUGUUGCCCUGGACGAGCAGCGCGUCUCUUCACAGAGCAUCGCUGACCUACCGUGGAGCACUUUAGUCCCCAUGCUCGACGUCCUCAAGUGGGAACAGCACGACACGUUGAUUAAGCCUCCUGCUUCGCCGUCGGCCAUCAAACAAGCGGAGGAGAGGCUCGGUGUCGCGCUCCCCGAGGACUAUAAACAAUUCUUGCUCGUCUCCAACGGCAUCGAAUUCAUGCCUUCCAUCGACGCACCAGGGUUCCAGUCCGUGCAAGAGCUCGAAUGGGAUAACGCGGCGGAGCUUGGCUUGGACGAGUUUCGUGUCGACCUCGGGUGCAAGACGGACCCCGCUGAGUAUGACCGUCUGCCGAAGAUGGGCCGCGUGCUCGUGGUCUCGGAUCCGGAAUGCGAGGAGCAAGUGUGGUUUGUAGACCCGGAGACCGUUGCAGAGGCGAUUCGUGUCCUGCGAGCUGAAGGACGGAGCGACGGAGUCGUCGGGCAGCCUGGGUGGCGAGCGGUUUUCUGGGCUAGUCAUAUGCCGGACUUAAGAUGGCUGAAAAGCUUCCGGGGGUAUAUGGAGGGUCUUGCGCAGAAGGCUGACAAGGCAGGUGGAAGAUGAAGAUCGCGGUCUAGAUCUGCUGUGUCAGUUUGAGCCAGUCAGGUCAGGAACAUGUAUUUGAAGUAUCAAUGCUAUCUCUCAAUGCCAUGGUAUUGAACGGUGA
This is a messenger RNA of Rhodofomes roseus, 2293 nucleotides long. RefSeq lists its product as uncharacterized. The transcript has 9 exons. The record is from RefSeq and is a predicted model, not a curated record. Lineage: Eukaryota; Fungi; Basidiomycota; Agaricomycetes; Polyporales; Fomitopsidaceae. Bases 277 to 2190 code for a protein of 637 amino acids.